Annulohypoxylon truncatum is the source of this 1696-nucleotide messenger RNA. RefSeq lists its product as uncharacterized. Bases 267 to 1097 code for a protein of 276 amino acids. NCBI's taxonomy places the organism in Eukaryota, Fungi, Ascomycota, Sordariomycetes, Xylariales, Hypoxylaceae. The transcript has a single exon. The record is from RefSeq and is a predicted model, not a curated record.
GCCUGGGUAAUUGGGCCCGACGAAUCAUCAAAAGGAAGCAACGACCUCCUUGUUGAGCUAUACCACCAACAUUCACAAAACGGUGACUCUUCGUCUUUCUUCAUCCUCGUCACCUGAACUUCUUUUUCCUCUCUGGAAAAACAAGAAUUAAGAUACAUUCUUUUUUCACUAAUAAACUUUGUCCCCUCAAGUAUGUCGUCUAACAAUCCAGCACACAUACCCCACUAUCGUAUUUCUCCUAUUACCCAAGAAAGACGACCACAAGCAUGCCCGGCGGACUAGACGACUCGCGCUGGGCGCCAAAGAAUCAGCACAAUCGCAUCAACAAACAUCGUGGACGUCUCGGUCAAAAUGGACGGUCUUCAUCUUCCAAUGCAACAAUGUCAGCAUCGCAUUCCGAAACCCUUCUCCUCCAACUCGAAGAUCGACCUUCGCCCGAACAAGAGUUUUCACGAUUUCUCAAGAUCGUUGCCAGACUCAAUUGGAAGCUACCAUUCCUUAAGAUGGGAUAUAGCAUGGCUAAGGAAACUGCCGACAAGGAGCAACCGCAAAUCGAAGCUUGCGAAACCCAAUUCAAGCUGGAUUUUCAUGAAUUCUACAUGCUAAUCGAACGUGCCCUCGUCCGACUUAUGGGCAUCUUCGGUGUUAUAGUCAGGCGCAAUGGGAUCAUUAUCGACGGGGUCGUCAGAAUGAAUAACGCCCAGGACGAGAAUUCGGAUCACAACAUGGCUGAGGACUCCAAGGAACGUUCCAUCCAACAUUUCUACCACAAGAACGUCUUGACGGCGCUUCAAGAUCCUAAGAACCCCCUUUACAGCAUAUUCGGCAAGUCCGAAGUUCGGGCGCAGCUAUCGAGAGCCAAGGACCUUCGCAAUCGCUGGAAGAACAUCGAUGAAGCCGCCCCCAUCAACUUUGCGCCGCUGCCUCUCUCGAGCUAUAACCUCGAGUUGAUUAUGCAGACCAUUCUUACAGCAAUCGAGGAGGCACACAUUCUCGCGCUUGAUUACCUACGUAAGAGAGGGAACGAACCAAUGGAUGCUACCAGAGAGGAAGAUUGGGAGUUUAUGGUGGAUGCUAUGGAUUGGGAAGCUGUUUAAUUACCGGGGGACGCCAAACUCGACUGGCCUUGUUCACAAUUCUCGGUAUCAAACCAGAUUCUUGGACAAGUGUUGAAGGACGACUCCUACUAACCCUAAGCUACAAUUAAACUGGUUUUCUACCAUCAUGCGAAAAAAAUAGCAAGGCACUGGUUACCCCCUUUCCCCGAAACAAAGUUCCUAGGACAGAUUUUGAUGUGCAAGAGACGGAUUGAGCAUUUGCAGCCGGCCACCGCAACGUUGGAAUCAUCUGUUGAUUCGCAGUUGGAGAUUGCGUUUUCCUUCAAUGAUAUACUUUUCAGACAAGAGGUGGCGUUUUGAUCGUUGGUGUGGCUAAAGUAAGAUAGCAUCGAUACCCAGCAAGUAAUUCAUCCUUGGUAGAACUCAUUAGAAUUAGAAUUAAUUAGGUAGUAGCUGUAGCUUGUACCGCCUUGAUAGACCUAAUCCCUAGAUAACAUUAUUAGUAACCCCCAUCUUGGUUAUUAUGAGGAUAGAGAUGAGUCAGGCGUUUCUGACGACUGUUUACCUUUGGGAAUAUGGCAGUCAAGCCUCUCUUCCGUGGUAUCCAUGAAUCAAAUGAGUGCUCUAGAAAGUAGAAC